GAGAAUCUGACAGGUUCGGAUCAUCGGCCGGACACUGACAGACUCUCCUAGAAAUAGGAGAAAAGGCGAAGGCGUCUACUAGAAAUAGAUCGACAGCGCGAGCCGAUCCAGAUCCGCGAGUCACCGGCAACGUGUCGACGUCGUCGUGUUCUUGGGGGAGAAAUAAGAGAGGACGCGGUGGUGCCGUGUGUGUUCUUGCGGGGCAAGAAGAGGAAAGACCGUGGGCGGGGGGUGAUGGCUACAAGAAGGGCCGUGGGCGUUGGGAGAGCUCUUGUUCCUCAGCCUGCGUGGGCGGCGGUUGCGGAGGCCGUGGCGAGGAGGAUGGAGGGCGUCGGCGGCGGCGGCCGCGUGCCGCGCUACUUCAGCGACAAGGCCUCCGGCAGGUUGCUCAGCGAGGAGGAGCGCGCCGCCGAGAACGUCUACAUACAGAAGAUGGAGCGGGAGAAACUGGAGAAGCUGAGGAGGAAGGCGGACAAGGACAAGGCCGAGGCCGCCAAGAGGGCCGCCGCCGCCAAAGGGGAGAAGAAGAAGGGUGAGGAGGACCAUCCAAGCUAAUCACUGGAUCAGAUCGAUGCUCGUGUGAUGGCGUGGUGUGGGUACAGUGACUACAACUGAUGCUACAUGCAGAUAGAACUACUACUACUCGUACUGUGUCGUGCUGUGCACUGUGGAGAGAAGCUUGUCUGAAACUCUGCUUGUGGUGUGUAAUCCCCCUACCAUCACUACUGUGAACUCUCUCUGAAGCGGUGGUGUGUGUGCUUUGGCGUGGCAAAUGGAGGCUUGCUCAGCCUCUUACAUGUACAUAGUUCAUCGAUAAUGAAUAAAUGUGCAGAGUAACAUAGUUCAUCGAUAGUGAAUAAA
This is a messenger RNA of Setaria italica (foxtail millet), 861 nucleotides long. RefSeq lists its product as uncharacterized. The transcript has 3 exons. Bases 235 to 555 code for a protein of 106 amino acids. Gene Ontology annotation, cellular component: mitochondrion. The record is from RefSeq and is a predicted model, not a curated record. Gene Ontology annotation, biological process: negative regulation of ATP-dependent activity. NCBI's taxonomy places the organism in Eukaryota, Viridiplantae, Streptophyta, Magnoliopsida, Poales, Poaceae. Gene Ontology annotation, molecular function: ATPase inhibitor activity.